Molecule: messenger RNA, 453 nt
Organism: Anisakis simplex (herring worm)
Lineage: Eukaryota; Metazoa; Nematoda; Chromadorea; Rhabditida; Anisakidae
Source: the annotation of a GenBank genome assembly
AUGGAAACAACUACAGAAAAGAAGAAAGCUCUGAAGAAAGUAAAAACAUUUGAAAAAGAAAAAGAAAUAACUGCGGAAAGAGAGAAACUUCCAAGGAAGGUGAAAAAAUCUGUAGUAGAAGAGGGAACAACUGUGAAAAAGGCGAAAAUUACAAAGGAAGUGAAAAAAUCUGCGCAAGAAAUAUCUACUGAAAAAGAGAAUGUUUCUAAAAAACUGAAAAAAUCUGAGAAACAAACACCUGCUGAAGAAGAGGAUGUUCCGAAGAAAGUGAAAAAAUUGGAGAAAGAAAUGGUUAAGGCGAAGAAAGUGGCAAAAGAAGUGAUGAAAAGAAAAGGCGAUUCAGUUCCAAAGAAGGCGAAAUUACCGAAGAGACAAAAACUUUCCACAAAACAACCAUUCAAGGCUGGAAAAGGCUUAAAGAGAAGUAAAAUUCAGAUGAAAAAAUCCAAGUGA